AGUUACGUACAGGUCGCCUGCGGUGACGUCAUGCGUGCGUCAUACCCAUAAGCACAUGCGGUGAUCCGGAAGCAGUUGAGUUCGUCUUUCGCUGUGUCCAGUGUCAAACGCAAGCAUGGCUCUUCAUAGACUCUUCCAGCUGUCGUCUCUCUUUCGUUCAGCUGUGACUGUGACUCUUCGCAGAAACAUCGGCCUCUCCGCUGUCCUCUUCAACAAAACUAAAGAUCUGGACCCUGUACAGAAGCUCUUUGUGGAUAAGAUCCGCGAGUACAACUCCAAGAGCAAGACUUCAGGUGGUGUGGUUGAUGCUGGUCCAGCUUACCAGAAGAACCUGACAGAUGAGAUCAACAAACUCCAGAGGUUAUAUGGUGGAGGAGAUCUAACAAAAUUCCCCGACUUUCAAUUCCCAGAGCCCAAACUGGAGGAGGUGACGGCUAAAUAAAUCACCAUCUGUAAUAUACAUAACUGUCUGAAAAAAUAUUUAAUAAAUGCCGUUGGUUUGAGAA
Messenger RNA from Misgurnus anguillicaudatus (oriental weatherfish), 506 nucleotides. It is a transcript of the gene atp5pf, whose product is annotated as ATP synthase peripheral stalk subunit F6. Gene Ontology annotation, cellular component: proton-transporting ATP synthase complex. Gene Ontology annotation, biological process: proton motive force-driven ATP synthesis. Gene Ontology annotation, molecular function: proton transmembrane transporter activity. Lineage: Eukaryota; Metazoa; Chordata; Actinopteri; Cypriniformes; Cobitidae. The record is from RefSeq and is a predicted model, not a curated record.